ACUACUAUAUUUAGACAUAGAUUUACGCUGAAAAUUAUCCAUACAACCCAACCUGACUUCCUGGAUCCUUUCCGGCCAACGGGCCGGGCUUACAACUAGUGAGUAUAUAUGACCGAAAUAAGGACAUUUAUUAACUAUCAUGGGCCCAGGUCGAACGCACAAUCGAGGAAGCAGUGUUGGGCUUUUCUUUUUUCUUUCAGUUGGUAAACCCUAAACAGAUAGAAAAAGGGUAAAUAAAUUAUAGAUGAACGCGGUGAGCGGCUGAUGGGAUCUUCACGGUCAAAUCCGCGUAUCAUUUAGCUGUGGAUCUCGAUAGGAGGAGAGGGGGUGGCGAUCAAUGGUUGGUUGGAUGGACAAGGAGUCGUGGAUUCGGUUGUGGGAUGCUGAUAUCCCGUCGAAACUGAAAGUAUUUGUCUGGCAAAUCCUCAAUCGAAUUUUGCCAACCACAGAGGCCCUUAUUGAGAAACGUGUCCCGGUACAUCCCCGAUGUCCGGUGUGUUGGGCGAGUGCUGAAACGCUGGAGCAUUUGUUCUUGGAUUGCCCUGUGGCUCGUGCCCUCUGGGACUACUCUGGUCUGGGGCAUCUAGGAGAGGGGCUCCCUCGUCAUACUUUCCCUGUGUUCCUGAAGAAGUUGUUGGCGUUGCUUCACCAACCUACUCUGUUUAUGGCUGUGGUGGCUGUCCUUUGGAGGAUUUGGCGCUCGCGGAACUGGGUCGUUUUUGAAGGCAAGCAAUUUGGGUUCCCAGCUUUAAUGCGCCAGUUCCACCAGCAGUAUGAGGAGUGGGUCCGGUUGCCUAAGGAUAGGAUCCCUAGGGGUGCCUCUCCCAUGGUGGUUCCAAAUGGUGAGCAGCCUAGCGGUCUUGAUGGGACAUGGAGUAUGGUCUGUAUGUGGGAUGGGGCGGUGAGAAGGGGCUCGCACUCGGCGGGCGGAUUGGUUCUUUUGACCCCUACGAGAGACGUUUGGCUGGUGAAGGGGAUUUAACUACCCUGCAUGGAGGACCCUAUGGUGGUGGAAUUGCUUGUCCUCCGGUAAGCGGCGUUCUGGUGCUUAUCAAUGGGCCUCACGGAAGUACAGUUUGAAGGGGAUGCGAAGGUGCUCAUUGAUAAAAUUAAUCAGGAGGAUGCCAGGGAUAAUCGGGUUGGUGCUAUUCUGGAGGAGCUCUUGCAUAUUUUUAACAACUCGGGGUUUCGUGUUCGAUUUGUUGGUCGGCUUAGCAAUAGGGUAGCCCAUAUGGUGGGUCGUAAAGCCCUCUCUUUGUACCCGGCUCAGAGUCGUUUCUUUGAUUUUCAGGCCUGGCUGAACGCCAGUAUGUAAUUAUCUUUUUUCUGAUCAAUAUAAGAUUAUCUUUUGU
This is a messenger RNA of Linum trigynum, 1352 nucleotides long. NCBI's taxonomy places the organism in Eukaryota, Viridiplantae, Streptophyta, Magnoliopsida, Malpighiales, Linaceae. The record is from the annotation of a GenBank genome assembly.